This is a messenger RNA of Spea bombifrons (plains spadefoot toad), 1694 nucleotides long. It is a transcript of the gene BLVRA, whose product is annotated as biliverdin reductase A. The record is from RefSeq and is a predicted model, not a curated record. The transcript has 7 exons. Bases 104 to 1024 code for a protein of 306 amino acids. Lineage: Eukaryota; Metazoa; Chordata; Amphibia; Anura; Pelobatidae. Gene Ontology annotation, cellular component: cytoplasm. Gene Ontology annotation, biological process: heme catabolic process. Gene Ontology annotation, molecular function: biliverdin reductase [NAD(P)H] activity; nucleotide binding; zinc ion binding.
GGCCGUUCUUUUCCUCGCCGCUCGUGCACGCUUACAUGCAUGUGGAACAUCUCGUAACUCGAUUACGCGCAGGCUAAGCGCGUUCACGCGGCAGCAAUAGCUAAUGUCAUUUUCGUUCAUUGCAAAGCAAGCGAAGGACUGGGGAAACAAAAUGUUUGGAGUUGUAGUUGUGGGAAUUGGAAUCGCCGGCUCUGUGAGGAUCAGAGACCUUCUCAAUCCGUUGCAGCAAAGUCCCUCGGAGAACCUGAACCUUGUAGGUUUUGUGUCAAGGCGGAAUCUUGGCCAAGUUAAUUCUGCAAAGCAAAUCAGUCUGGAGGAAGCUCUCCAAAGAAAAGACAUUGAUGCUGCUUUCAUUUGUACAAAUAAUACGAACCAUGAAGAAAGUAUAAGGCUUUUUCUCGAGGCUGGUAAACAUGUACUUGUGGAAUACCCAAUGGCACUGUCUUUAAAUGCUGCGCGUGAUUUAUGGCAGUUGGCUGAGCAGAAAGGAAAUGUUCUGCAUGUAGAGCAUAUUGAACUCCUUACAGAGGAAUACAAGCAACUGAAGAAAGAAGUGGUAGGGAAGAAGCUGGUGGAAGGUGUGCUCCAUUUCACAGGUGGGCCACUAGAUGAACAGCAGUCUGGAUUCCCAGCUUUUAGUGGAAUUGCACGAUUGACCUGGUUGGUUGACCUCUUCGGAGACUUGACUGUGACUUCAGCCAGUAUAGAAGACGUGAAAGAAGAUAACUAUUCUAAGCUCACUGCACAUUUCCUUACAGCAGAGAGCAGACCUCUGACCUGGAUUGAGGAAAGGUCCCCAGGUUUAAAGCGUGAGAAGAAAGUCAAUUUCUCCUUCACCACUGGGACUUUAGACACCAUGCCUGCAGCUUCAAGAGCUUCUGUGGGACCGUUUAUGCAAGAUCAGAAUCUGUUUGCGUUCAAGCUCCUUGGGCAGGUAUCAAGGGAGAACCUGGCAGCAGAAAAGAAAAGAAUACUCCACUGCAUUGACCUGGCUGAGAAUAUAAGGCAACUUUGUAAACAUUAAGAACCAUAUUUAUAAAGCAGUAUCUUGGUACAGUUCUGUAAACUGUGGAAAAAUGAAUGUUCCUGUCAAUUGUUUCACAUUUAGGACUUAGCAUCAGAAUUCCUGUUUAUUGGUAUGGUCCUAAGACCACGACCAGACAAAUUAUUAGAGAACUUUAGGAGCCAACCUGAUUUGUUUCUUUUUGGGGCUAACAAGAGAUGCUGCUGGACAUCGGUAUAUCCAUUUCCAGUUCCUAGGGUCUGUCCCAGAUGUAGUCAUGCAGCCCAGGAACCAAUAGUUAUGUUCCGGUAGGAAGGUAACUCAGGAGACUCUGAAACCUUGUAUCUACAUUCUGAGACUCCUUGAAUUGGAAUCCUUGUAAGACUUUAGUUAGGCAUGUGAAAUAUUUUUGCACUGAUAUGGUUGAGACACAACUUGUGUCUAAUGCCCUAAAGAUUAUUAUGGUGCCUUGUUCUUUUACAAUAAAUAUAGAAGUAUUCAACCAGUCAUAAGUAAAACCAUUGAACCACAUUUUCUUCAACAUUAACAGUUUCUUAUCUGGCAACACAGCCUGUUAUGUUUAAUUUUACAUCGAAUGCCUGGUUCUUAGGUUACGCUGUGACAUCACUCCUCAAAUUAGAAAACAUGAAUCAUCAGUUACUUAACACUUAGCAAGCGCUAGUUUACAAUA